This is a messenger RNA of Adineta ricciae, 651 nucleotides long. NCBI's taxonomy places the organism in Eukaryota, Metazoa, Rotifera, Eurotatoria, Adinetida, Adinetidae. The record is from the annotation of a GenBank genome assembly.
AUGAGUGAAUAUAUUAUCUGCGUGUUCGGAUCAGGUGGUGUAGGGAAAUCAUGUCUGACGAUGCAAUUUGUUCAAGGAGUGUUUCUGGAAAAAUACGAUCCAACUAUCGAAGAUGUCUAUAAGAAAACACUUGAAUGUGACGGCAAGCAAUAUGAUUUAGAAAUUCUCGACACAGCUGGCAGUGAGGAAUUCUCGUCGAUGAGAGAUCUAUAUGUGAGUAAUGGUCACGGAUUUGUUCUGGUCUAUUCAAUCACGUCACAAGCAACGUUUAAUGAGGUCGAAAGAUAUUAUGAACGAAUCAUUUCAAUCAAAGAUGUUGACAAAGAUGGUCAACCACCGAUAGUUCUAGUAGGAAAUAAAUGUGACUCUGAGAAGGAUCGAAUCGUCUCUCGUGAAACUGGGCAAAAUUUAGCGCGAAAAUGGAAGUGUUCGUUUUUAGAAACAUCGGCCAAAACCAAACUGAAUGUUGCUGAAGUUUUCUACGAUCUCGUUCGUCAAAUCAAUCGAUCAUCACUAGCAAAGAGACAAGUCGCAACGAAUGACGAUGGAGCUGGUGGACGAGUGGUUAUUCACAACGAUCCUCCAACACCUAAAUCUUCGUCGAAAACCGAGGAGAAACAAGAACGACGCUGUUGCUGUGUUCUUCUCUAA